Molecule: messenger RNA, 1212 nt
Organism: Striga hermonthica
Lineage: Eukaryota; Viridiplantae; Streptophyta; Magnoliopsida; Lamiales; Orobanchaceae
Source: the annotation of a GenBank genome assembly
AUGUUAGCAAUUUUUUACAGGAGACGACUCAGGAUCCCUCCAAAAGACUGUAUUAUCUCUCCAAUCCAAUUUCAGUCUCCCCAAAAUGCAGGCUUCAUCAGGCCAUGCUCCACCAAGAAAAAAACACCAGCUGUUCGAGAAAAUGCCUCAGAGAACUCUUUCACCGUAUCGUACCUCAUCAACACAUGGGGGCUGUCCGAAAAGGACGCCGUCCUCGUAUCCACCAAAAUCCGCCUCGAAUCGUCGGAAAAACCGGACGCCGUCCUGAACCUCCUCCGGCAGUACGGUUUCACACACGCCCACAUCCCCAAACUCGUCACACGGUGGCCCAAAGUCCUCUCCACCUGCCCGGAACAAAACCUCACCCCGAAACUUGAAUUCUUCCGGUCGAUCGGCAUCCCUCUUCCCGUUCUCGCCGAUAAGCUCUCUGGCGAGCCCUCUGUCCUUACCCGCAGCCUCAAACUCUCAAUCAUCCCUUCCUACAACUUCCUGAAAGACCUGUUGAAAUCCGACGAGAGUGUUGCCCGUGUGUUCUCGCGGUCCCCGCACACUUUCGGCCGGUGCUCGUUAGGCAGGUUACCGUCUAAUGUCUCCAUGCUGAGGGAACGGGGGGUCCCGCUAUCGUCGAUUGUCCACAUGGUAACUCACCUGCAGACCCUUAACGUGGUCAAGCAAAAGCUCGAGGCCUACGUUGACCUGGCGGUCAAAAUGGGGUUCGACGUCUUGACUAGCACGUUUACUUACGCCGUGAAGGUUUUCAUAGAGUUGGGUGAAUCGAACCUGAAGCGUAAAAUGGAUAUCUUCAAGAAGUGUGGGUGGUCGGAUGCUGAAGUGGCGUUCGCCAUGCGCAGGUCCCCCAUCUGCAUGAAUUUGUCGGACAAGAAAAUCGUGGCCAAUAUGAGUUUUCUCAUGAAAGAGCUCGGUUUCGAGCCGGGUGACGUGGCACGGUGCCCGGUACUGUUGAACUUGAGCUUAGAGAGGAGGAUGAGGCCGAGGUGUUUGGUGGUUGGGAUUCUUGGCGAGAGGGGUUUGCUGAAAGGCAGGAAAGCUUCGAGCUUGAACACGAUUUUGAAGUUGUCGGAGGUGGAUUUCUUGAAGAAGUAUGUGGUGAAGUAUGAGAAAGAUGUGCCUGAGCUUUUGGAUAUCUAUCGAGGAAAGUUGAGCCCGUCUGGGCCCGUCAAACUGUUUUCAGGAAAAAAUGUAGUGUCUUAA